This is a messenger RNA of Cygnus atratus (black swan), 2869 nucleotides long. RefSeq names its product gamma-aminobutyric acid type B receptor subunit 2 (gene GABBR2). The record is from RefSeq and is a predicted model, not a curated record. Gene Ontology annotation, molecular function: G protein-coupled GABA receptor activity. Gene Ontology annotation, biological process: gamma-aminobutyric acid signaling pathway; G protein-coupled receptor signaling pathway. Gene Ontology annotation, cellular component: G protein-coupled receptor heterodimeric complex; membrane. NCBI's taxonomy places the organism in Eukaryota, Metazoa, Chordata, Aves, Anseriformes, Anatidae.
AUGCAUCCCUCUCCGCGGAGACCGGCCGCUGCCACCUCCAACCCUGCCAUGCUCCUGCUGCUCCUGUGCCUGGGCUGGGCUCCGCCGGGCUGGGGCUGGCCGCGGGGCAGCUCCCGGGGGGCUGCCGGGCUGCCCCCCAACGCCACCACGCCGAUCUCCAUCAUGGGCUUGAUGCCCCUCAGCCAGUCCGAGGAGGACCAGAAGAGCAAGAUCGGCCGGGGGGUGCUGCCCGCCGUGCAGCUGGCCAUGGAUCAGAUCCGCAACGAGUCCCUGCUCAACCCCUAUUUCUUGGACCUGCGCCUCUACGACACGGAGUGUGACAAUGCAAAAGGACUCAAAGCCUUCUAUGAUGCAAUAAAAUAUGGACCUAAUCAUCUGAUGGUUUUUGGUGGCGUAUGUGCAACAGUUACAUCUAUCAUUGCUGAAUCUCUAAAGGGAUGGAAUUUGGUUCAGCUUUCAUUUGCAGCAACAACCCCAGAGUUGGCUGAUAAGAAAAAAUAUCCUUAUUUCUUCCGGACAGUGCCAUCUGAUAAUGCAGUAAAUCCAGCAAUUUUGAAGUUACUCAAGUAUUAUCAGUGGAAGAGAGUAGGAACUUUGACCCAGGACGUACAAAGGUUCUCUGAGGUGAGGAAUGAUCUGACUGGUGUCCUGUAUGGUGAAGAUAUCGAAAUUUCAGACACUGAGAGUUUCUCCAAUGAUCCGUGCACAAGUGUAAAGAAGCUUAAGGGUAAUGACGUUCGGAUAAUCCUUGGCCAGUUUGAUGAGGAAAUGGCUGUGAAAGUUUUCUGCUGUGCUUAUGACGAAGAAAUGUAUGGCAGCAAAUAUCAGUGGAUUAUUCCAGGGUGGUAUGAAAACCUUUGGUGGGAAUCCUGGAUUAAUUCCUCACAGUGUCUCAGCAAAAAUCUUCUUGCAGCCAUGGAAGGUUAUAUUGGAGUGGAUUUUGAGCCUCUCAGUUCAAAAAUGAUAAAGACCAUAUCAGGAAGGACUCCACAGCAAUAUGAAAGGGAAUACAAUGCUAAACGAGGUGAUGGGCAAUCCAGCAAAUUUCAUGGUUAUGCCUAUGACGGAAUAUGGGUGAUUGCCAAGACUCUGCAGCGGGCAAUGAAGUAUCUCAAUGCCACUAACAAGCACCAAAAAAUUGAAGAUUUUAACUAUACAAAUCACAAACUUGGCAAAAUUUUUCUGGAUGCUAUGAAUGAAACCAACUUCUUUGGAGUAACGGGUCAAGUUGUUUUCAGAAAUGGAGAGAGGAUGGGAACCAUCAAGUUUACGCAGUUCCAAGAAAGAAAGGAAGUGAAGGUGGGAGAGUAUAAUGCUGUAGCUGACACACUGGAAAUAAUCAACAACAGCAUCAGGUUCCAAGGACUUGAGCCUCCAAAGGACAAAACAAUUAUACAAGAGGAGCUACGCAAGAUCUCUCUGCCUCUCUACAGCAUCCUUUCAGCCCUCACCAUCUUAGGAAUGAUAAUGGCCAGUGCUUUCCUCUUUUUUAAUAUCAAAAACAGAAAUCAGAAACUAAUAAAGAUGUCCAGUCCCUACAUGAACAACCUUAUUAUCCUUGGAGGGAUGCUUUCUUAUGCAUCUAUUUUUCUUUUUGGUCUUGAUGGAUCCUUUGUCUCCGAAAAGACAUUUGAGACACUUUGCACAGUCCGAACAUGGAUUCUUACAGUGGGAUAUACAACUGCAUUUGGAGCAAUGUUUGCAAAAACGUGGAGAGUUCACGCAAUUUUCAAAAACGUAAAAAUGAAGAAAAAGAUCAUUAAAGACCAGAAGCUACUGGUGAUAGUUGGAGGGAUGCUACUGAUUGAUCUUUGCAUCCUGAUUUGCUGGCAGGUUGUGGAUCCUUUGAGAAGGACAGUGGAAAAGUAUAACAUGGAGCCGGACCCUGCGGGCAGAGACAUCUCCAUCCGACCGAUCCUGGAGCACUGUGAGAACACACACAUGACAAUUUGGCUUGGGAUUGUCUAUGCAUAUAAAGGGCUGCUGAUGUUAUUCGGCUGUUUCUUAGCCUGGGAGACACGAAAUGUCAGCAUUCCUGCUUUGAACGAUAGCAAAUACAUCGGAAUGAGUGUAUACAAUGUGGGCAUAAUGUGCAUAAUUGGUGCUGCUGUUUCAUUCCUUACUCGGGACCAACCCAACGUGCAGUUCUGUAUCGUUGCUUUAGUCAUAAUAUUCUGCAGCACCAUUACUCUCUGCCUUGUGUUUGUACCUAAGCUCAUCACACUGAGAACAAAUCCAGAUGCAGCCACACAGAACAGAAGAUUUCAGUUCACUCAAACAAAGAAAGAAGACUCAAAAACAUCAACAUCAGUCACCAGCGUCAAUCAGGCCAGCACAUCUCGGCUAGAAGGAUUGCAGUCAGAGAACCACCGCUUGAGAAUGAAAAUUACAGAGCUGGACAAAGACCUAGAAGAGGUCACAAUGCAGCUUCAGGACACUCCUGAGAAAACAACAUACAUUAAGCAGAACCACUAUCAGGAUCUUAAUGACAUUCUCAGUAUACGGAACUUCACAGACAGCAAAGAUGGCGAGAAAGCAAUUUUGAAAAAUCAUCUUGAUCAAAAUCCACCAGCACAGUGGGGCACAUCAGACCCUUCCAGAACGAGCAAAGAUCCUAUAGAAGACAUCAACUCUCCAGAACACAUACAGCGUCGGCUGUCUUUGCAGCUGCCCAUCCUUCAUCAUGCCUACUUGCCGUCCAUAGGAGGAGUCGACGCUAGCUGUGCCAGUCCCUGCGUAAGCCCCAGCGCCAGCCCCCGGCACAGACACGUGCCGCCAUCCUUUCGAGUGAUGGUUUCUGGGCUGUAGGAAAGGGAGAUCAGUGCUUCCUGAACUGCUUUUAAGUACUCGAUGACUGGACUAAACAUCU